Molecule: messenger RNA, 3513 nt
Organism: Hirsutella rhossiliensis
Lineage: Eukaryota; Fungi; Ascomycota; Sordariomycetes; Hypocreales; Ophiocordycipitaceae
Product: reverse transcriptase (RNA-dependent DNA polymerase) domain-containing protein
Exons: 5
Coding region: 1-3513 (1170 amino acids)
Molecular function (GO): nucleic acid binding; catalytic activity
Source: RefSeq, a predicted model, not a curated record
AUGGUCCGGCGCCUGACGAAGGAGGAGAAGAGCCUGGUACGGCAGAUGGGAGUUCAGCUCUCUGCGCAGCAGAAGCGGCAGACUCCAAAGGCCAGAGUGUCCGACCAGUAUGAUCAGAGCCCUGGCAGGCCGCAGACACUUCCCUUGGAGUCAACGGCGCCGCGGGCAGCUGGAGGAGAUGGAAGCUCCGACAUGGGCGCCAUUUACGAGCCAGCCGCGCCGUCAACUCCAUGCAUCGUUGUGGCCACAACGCCGCCGCAUUCCUGUGACGCUACCCUAAUGCCUCGCUGUUUUCCACGCAAUCGAAGCGAUAGGAGGAUCUUGCGAAUCUUCCAAGCCAACGUAGGCAAGAUUCCGCCGGCACACGAUUGUGCCCUUGCGUUGGCCGACUCGGAACAAUACGACAUUAUCUUGUUGCAGGAGCCAUGGACAGGACUGAAAGAUGGCCGAUGCCUCACUAAGACGCAUCAGGCCUACGACACCUUCUCACCCGUCAACGACUGGGACGGCCGCGACACUCGCCCGAGAGUCAUGACAUACGUCCGGCGUUCCGCAGGUCUCGUCGCUGAUCAAAAGAGACCUGUGGCGACUCGUGACAUCCUUUGGCUCACCGUCAACGGCAUAACAGUCGUCAACUUCUAUCGGCAGCCGUACCACGACGGAGCCCUUGAAAUCUUGCUUCAGUGGACCGUACCGGACAAGUGUCUUGUUGCUGGUGAUUUCAAUGCCAAACAUCCCAGCUGGCAGGCCGGUCGACGAGAGGACCGCGGCGAAGAAAUAGCGUUUUGGGCAAUGGACAAUCGACUCGGCUUACUGAAUCCUGUCGAUGUCCCGACCAACGCACACGGCAAUACGGUUGAUCUCGCCUUCUGCAACAUACCUCUGGCCGACGCUGUUGUCGAGGAUCAUCUAGCAACCGGCUCCGAUCAUUUUACCCUUAGUAUCACGCUGCCAGGACAAGUUCUGGCACCCCCAAUAGGAAAGAUCCAUCUCAACUCCGACGAGGAAUUGAAGCGAUUCAUUGAAUUAGUGGAGGCCGGUGCCGCCUUCAUCCCGAUCACCACGGCAUCUCCUUCCGAGCUCGACAGCUUUGCGUCGGCGCUCGUGAACCUUCUUGGUUGUGCAGCCAGAGCUGCCGGUCGACCUGCCCGUAAGACUACGCAUGGUGCGCGGUGGUGGACUGAAGAAUGCGCAAAGGCGGCGGCCAAUUACCGCGCGUGGAGGAGAGUUCACUCUCUCGGCUUCGACCGAGAAGUACAGCUAGCCAAGAGGGAGCUCCAUAGCGUGGUGCGCCGGGCCAAGCGCUUUUACUGGCCUCCUCCCCUGCAAAUUGACGACCGAGUGUAUGAGACGCAGCUGGAAAAGGCCACCGCCUUGCGACAAGCCACUCUGGAACGGCGCACGGCGAACGACGACAUCCCAGAUCCGUGGAUCUCCGUGAACACAGAUAGGACGAUACCCUUCACCGACCGAGUCUCUCCGGAGGAGACCCGCGACGCCACGCUACGCACCGGGAAUAUGUCCCCUGGUCCCGACAAUAUUACGGUGCGGAUGCUCCGCGCUGUCUGGCAUGCGAUCGGAAGUCUCGUCCACCAGCUAUAUCAAGGCUGCCUCAGGAUUGGCCACCAUCCGAAGCCCUUCCGAGAAGCAGAAGUGGUCAUGAUUGCCAAGCCGGGGCGCAGGGAUCUCUCUACACCCCGCGCUUGGCGCCCCAUCUCCCUUUUGUCCUGUCUCGGCAAGGGCCUCGAGCGGCUCAUCGCACGGCGUCUAGCGUGGGCCUCGGUCCAUUUCGGCGUACUACACCCACAACAAGCCGGCGCGCUCCCGAAGAGAUCGGCCGUGGAUCUCGUUGCUGCCUUGAUUCAUGACAUCGAGGAGGCAUUUGCCUGCAAGCAGGUUGCAACAUUGGUGACUUUGGACAUUCAGGGCGCCUUCGACACAGUCCUCCGCAACAGAUUGAUCCUUCGCCUACGGGAGCAAGGGUGGCCACCGAACCUCGCGCGAUGGGUCGGCUCGUUUAUGCAAGACAGGUCGGCACGCAUCCGCUAUCAAGAUAUCGCAACGAAUUCAUCGCCUCUCCAGUGCGGGCUGCCACAGGGAUCGCCAGUCUCGCCGAUCCUCUUCCUACUGUAUACGGAACCAAUCUACCGCUUGGGCAGCUCAAAAGGGCGUUUCGGCUAUGCGGACGACACUGCCAUCCUUUGCGUCGGCGAUAGCCUGGAUGAGACGUCCGCCGAAGCAUCUCAUCAUGUGCGUGAGCUUGUAUCGUGGGGCGCCGCCAACGGGAUCUCCUUCGACCCUGAGAAGACAGAAGUGAUGCACUUCUCUCGAACGACGCCCAAGACGGCGCCGCCAGUGCUCCAUGGCGAAUUUGAGAAACGGCCGGGCCGGGCGAUGCGUUGGCUCGGCGUCUGGCUCGACAGCACUCUGUCUUUCAAGACUCAUGUCGAGAAAUGGACGGCCAAAGCGCAAGCAGUCGCCUUCCAUCUCAGGAGACUGACAAACACCAGGCAUGGUCCUCUACCGAGCGCUGUGCGACGAGCGGUCUGCGCUUGCGUCAUUCCAGUGCUGCUCUACGCGGCGGAGGUCUGGUAUCCUGGUUCUACGCGCCCGCGCUGGACCAAGCCGGGCAAGGAAGGACCGUCCAGGAUCGGACACCUCGUAAAGAAGAUGAGCAAGGCACUCUACACAUCUCUUCGGGCUAUCCUGCCAGUGUGGAGAACUACACCAACGAAUGUUCUGCACCGGGAGGCAGGGAUACCGCCGGUCCCUCUGCUGCUCGAGGCGCGCCGGACUGCAUUUGCUGCGCGUCUCAAAUCCCUGGACGAAGCUCAUCCGCUGCGGCGCUCCGACGAAUUGCUACCAAGCUGCCCAAGGCCUGCCUUGCUGCAGCGCGGAUUUGUCGAAGAGCAGACUGCGCCUCUGCAGAGUGCAUCGAAAAAUGAGACGGCGAAGAAAUUUCGCGAUUGGCUCCAGGCACUAUCGCCCCGAACUCUGGUCGUCUAUUCCGACGGGUCCCGUUCUGCCGAAGGCCACGCCGGAUAUGGCUAUGUUGUUCAUCGGGACGGAUCCACCGUCUUGCGCGACAAGGGCCGUCUCGGGCCCGCCGAGGUUUUCGACGCUGAGGCGAAAGGUGCGUUGGAGGGGUUGAAGGCUGCGGUGAGCCUUCCAGAAACUGACCGCAUCUUUGUCUGCCUCGACAACCUCGCGACCGCAACAUGCUUACGGGGCACGCCGAGCGACUCCUCGCAAGAGGUCUUCCUUGAGUUUCAAUCUUUGGCGCGAAAAUACGGAGCUGUGGAGGUCCAUUGGAUCCCCGGCCAUGCUGACAUCCCAGAACCCGCUGAUAACGUCCCGACGCUAGCGCACCUGCGAAAGAUUGCCCGACAGCAGCCGGAAGAGGCUUUCAAGGCCUGGUGGGAAGCCUCUGCGCCGGAGCGAUACAGAGACCUGAGGCUUAAAGCCACAACCAGCUGUCCGUCAGAAUUGGCGCUCUCGGCCCCUGCUUCAUAA